AGAAGAUCGAAAAGUGAGUAAAAGGGAAUGUGCGGGCAGAGUGGGAAGCGAGAAGCCCUUAGCGUCUUGGCACCGUCGGCUGGCGCUAAAGUGCAGAGCCGCGUCUAAGUCACGACACCCGCAGAGCUUCAGGAAGUUUGAGCGGGUGAGCUCGUGCCAGCAAGUCCUCAACCUUCUUGACGGGCGCGCAAGCUCAAAGUGAACGUUUAGUAGGAGAUUUCUUCUACUACUUCACGCAUAUUCUUUGGUUUAUAUCAAGCCGCAUUCGUGCGCAUCUUUUAGGCAAAAUGGCUGCCAACAAGCAGGGCAAGAUGCAAAACCUCAUCAACUAUCGGAUGAGAGUUACCCUUAACGAUGGCCGACAGAUGACCGGACAAAUGCUCGCAUUUGAUAAGCACAUGAACCUCGUCCUCGCCGAUACAGAAGAAUUCCGCCGCGUCAAGCGGAAGUCCAAGCCAGCUGCUGGACCGGCUAACGCUCCCCUCGUGGAAUCGGAAGAGAAGCGAACCCUCGGUCUUACGAUUGUGCGCGGUACCCACGUCGUCUCUUGCUCUGUUGAUGGACCACCCCCCGCAGACCCCUCUGCACGACUUGGAACAAGCGUCCCAGGCGCAGCUGCUGCCGCUGCAACUCUCGCCGCCGGUCCUGGAAUCAGCAAACCCGCUGGACGUGGUCUACCUGUUGGACUCGGAGGCCCUGCUGCCGGUGUUGGAGGACCCCCGCCUCCUCCUGGCGGCUUCCCUGGUUUCCCCCCUGGUGGUUUCCCAGGAGCGCCGCCACCGGGAUUCGCUGGCCGUGGAGCGCCUCCGGGAGGACCUCGUAAGUUUCAUUGGCGCUGAGAUAUGCUUGGAAGGGGACAGAUUACUGACUUUCAACUAGCUGGUUUCGCUCCUCCCCCAGGAUUUGCUCCCCAGGGUGGACCUCGUAAGUGACUGGCUUGGGUUCAUACGUCAUACGUCAUAGGCUAACUGGUAUUGUUCAGCGGCCGGGUUCCAACCUCCUCCAGGAUUUCAGCCUCCGGGCCAAGGACGUGGAUUCCCUCCACCAGGAUUUGGGGGACGGUGAAGCUCGUAUGUCGAGCGGCAAAACCGCUUACAAUAUUCCGACCCCAAGUGAAACCUGGCGGCCUACUAGUGUUGGGAUAAGAAAUACGCAUCCUAUUCAUAUACAUGUUCGAUGAUUAGGCAUAGCACACCGAGUUUUACCAGGCAAAGGCGUUGCGGCGUGUGCGGAUGCAGGGAAUGCCCGAGUGAUAGCAAAGGUCGACCUGAGAAAAAAAAA
Aspergillus pseudonomiae is the source of this 1281-nucleotide messenger RNA. RefSeq names its product small nuclear ribonucleoprotein-associated protein. The record is from RefSeq and is a predicted model, not a curated record. Bases 288 to 839 code for a protein of 183 amino acids. The transcript has 4 exons. Lineage: Eukaryota; Fungi; Ascomycota; Eurotiomycetes; Eurotiales; Aspergillaceae. Gene Ontology annotation, biological process: mRNA splicing, via spliceosome. Gene Ontology annotation, cellular component: U5 snRNP; U2-type prespliceosome; catalytic step 2 spliceosome. Gene Ontology annotation, molecular function: RNA binding.